AUGUUCACAAGGCGGAGAGUAUAUUCCGAUCUCAGGCUGGAUCGUCCGUGCAUCUUCCUCCCGGCCACUCGACCCGGCGAGGCAAGCACUACGGUAACAGGGAAACUCAGUCUUUAUCUUCCCCAAAAUGUCUCGAUUCAGAAGAUACAUGUUAAAUUGAAAGGCAUAUUGAAGAUACCAUGCCAAGAGUACUUUUCAAAAUCUUUCCAGGGUGCACUCACCUUUGAACAGACGCAGGUCCUAGCCACCUCAAAGAAAAGCGGAUCGUUCCAGCUGUCUGCAGGAAAAUAUGAGUUUCCUUUUGAAUUCUGUUUAGAAAGAGGCAUGGGAGAGAGUCUUAUGGGACCCGGCCAUCAAUACCAUGCUUACGAGGUAUGCGGCGUCAUCACACGGCAGUUUGGAGGCGAUUCGGUGAUCACAACUCCUCUCCAAAUAUAUUACACACCUUCUCAAUUCAUGGAUGAUCUAUGGGGGCUAUCACCAGUGUCUAUUGACAAUUACUGGGAGGGAAGAGUCCACUAUAACAUUUCAAUCCCCAAUCGAGACAUCCCUUUUGGCUCGAUCUUUCCGGUCAACCUCUGGUUUGUCCCGUUAAGCAAAAGCAUUACGCUCAAGACUAUAACAAUAGAGGUUGAAGAGCAGCAUAUUCUCCGGAUCACGCCCAGCGCAGCCGACUCUAUCAGAUACAACUCUGCUUUCUUUCGCGCGAAGCGCAACCACAUUAUCUUUAGGGAGGUCUACGGCGUGGAGGACUAUGUCACCACAGAAUCAGACAUCUCCGAUGUGGAAUGGUCCACCACAAAAUCGGUUCAUUUGCCCCAAGAUCUGAAAGCCUGCACUCAGCGGGUCGACUUAGAUGAGAUCAAAGUAUCCCAUUCCUUGAAAAUUAUAAUUGAGAUGCAAGAUACCGACGGUCGAAUACCCAAGAUCAUCGGGUGUAUCCCGUUUAAUAUCUACAUGUCGCCUCAAAAUAUACUGGAGAAUGGUGAUGUGUACCAGCGUGACCUGCGAGAGCCUCAAGAUGACAAAACAAUGACCCCACCCUUGUAUGGAGAUCAUCUUGGCGAUUGCAGGAUACCAGACCAUUCAUCCGACCCUCAGACCGUUUUUAUGAUUGCGCAAUAA
Messenger RNA from Penicillium macrosclerotiorum, 1125 nucleotides. Its product is annotated as arrestin C-terminal domain-containing protein. NCBI's taxonomy places the organism in Eukaryota, Fungi, Ascomycota, Eurotiomycetes, Eurotiales, Aspergillaceae. Gene Ontology annotation, cellular component: cytoplasm; cytosol; plasma membrane. Gene Ontology annotation, biological process: ubiquitin-dependent endocytosis. The record is from RefSeq and is a predicted model, not a curated record. The coding region runs from base 1 to 1125 and encodes 374 amino acids. The transcript is spliced from 5 exons. Gene Ontology annotation, molecular function: protein-macromolecule adaptor activity; ubiquitin protein ligase binding.